AUGGAUUCUGCGGUCCACCAGGAGCCAGCCGCUGGAUCAACCCGGCUGGAUUCUAGCUUCGUCGCUCCUCCUGCGAGAAAUCUUGAGCAAUAUGUUCAAGUAUCGCCUCCUUCGUCGUCCUCCUCCAGUAAUAUAGACCUCGUCUCGCCGAUGUCAUCCCGGUCCAUUUCUCAACCUCCACCGCUCGUAUACCCGAACGGCGUCCCGCAAUCUUAUCUUCCUGCAUCACUUCCGGCCUCUUUGUAUCCGAUCCAUGCCGAUUUUACGAGACAAGGGUAUAAUGGCGUAUUUCCGAAUGGUUCUGCGCCGCACGACAGUUAUACCUCGCACAGGUCUAGCUCAAACAAAGAACGGCCAGCACCUAUGCCCAUCAUCGUAGCUACGCCUAUACAUUCUCCGUCAUCCUCGCGUCAAGAGCAUGGAUGGCCGGUACUGUCUCGCAUUCCUUCUCGUGUGCAAACUGACUAUUCGAGUGUGGCAACCAGUCUCCUUGGAUGGGGAAAUGCGCAUGCAUCUCCCGUACCUGUGCAAGCUCCAACGGCAAACUACUGGGGUAUGGGUGACUCGGUUUCACUCUCUUAUGGCACGCAUGGGAUAUAUCCCGGUUACAUCGAUGCACGCCCGUCUCAGCGCUCUCAUCCACCGAGCAUGGUUUCAGAGACCAGCAUCGACGGCUCGAGUCCCACUGUCUUAGAACCAACGCCAACUGCCCCAGAGGCUGUACUUUCCAAAGAAUUGUUAGUCAGUGGAGAAGCUUCCAAAUUGCCUGCACCUGAGCCGGUAUCGGACGCAGACGAGAGCUCCACUGAACCAAAAAUAAUCCAGAAUGGACAUAGCACCGACUUUGUGGGACCUGUUCGAAAGCAAGUACAUCAGGAUGACCCUAGACAACCACAAUCGCUUCGACAGUAUAGCUCUCCUUAUCCUCAUUACUCGCCACAACGGGCACAGGUGACACCAAAUCGACAUUCUAUAGGUGUAUAUGGAGUAGCCACACCCAUCAGCCGUACAGCUCCCGCAUUCUACGUUCGGCGACGUAACGGGGUGUCUAGCGCGGAUGUGGUGCCGAGAGAAGCACCUGAAGAAGGAGGUGCUAACGCCGUCAUCUCCAGGCGCAAACCCUUACCAAAGAUUUACGAGUGCUCCGACCCUUCGUGCAGGAAGAAAUUCGACAGACCUAGUACUCUCAAAGUACACAAAGCCCUCUCUCCCCCCUUCGCCACCUGUUGGUUCAUCUGCGUCCCUCCUAGCGCAACGCUCGUCUCUGUGGUUAAUGUACACUCGCCCAAGGAUAACGCUGAGCACGCUGGGCAACCCAUGGAACCCACUGUCCAGAACCACUCGGCCACGAAGAGCGCGGAUGGUACAAACUCCACGCCAGUCCCUCUCAUCGCCCCAGCACCAGCUCAUGCAGUCAUGACUAUGGCACAGCAAGGUGUCGGGAUGUCCCUUGCAAGCACUUCCGGCUCCCCUUUGGUUUCGAUUCACCCUCAGCCCACUCAUCAUAUCUUGUCGUACCCAUUCCGACAUCAGCAGUUCGUUGUACAGAAUCCUCAGAUGACGCACCCGUCCGUGUCCUUACCAGUACCUGCGGCAUCUACCUCGAGCUCUGGACUUCAGCUGACGGUCAAAGGCCAAAAGGCACCAAUGAUCAUUGGAGCAAUGUUCAGCGCGCACCAGAAUGUGCCCAAUUCCAUCUCUCACCUCACUUUGGUGCUCCUGGAAUGCGACGUCCCUCUCCCACCAGCUCGUGCGCAUUCAAAGUACACACACCUUCACCAAAACCUCAUCGCGCUGCCUUCUGUCUCUGCGUUCCACGGCGCAUUUGGGGCUAACGUGACCUCGUACGUCCAGACGACACCUUUGACGACGCGGGUGUAUGCUUCCUUAACAGUAAGAGUCUCCAAGUAUGCAUCCGCUUUCGAUACGCCUGCCGUGAAGUUUCCGGAUGGCAAUGAUGACGGCCAGACGCAACCACUCGAAGGCGGCGAGUUGGGAGGGACACGGGAGGAAGAAAAUGCGGUAACGAAGGAAGGGGAAGACAGAUUGGUCGAAAUGGAUAGGAGCAUGCGCACGACCAGGCUUCUCCCACUCCCAAAUGACCUAUUCGAGGAACGCGACUCGCUUAUACCACGUUCACGAUACUGCUAUCACCCCGCAGAGUACGACGAGAUGACAGUCUUGCCUGGUCCGGGGCUUGCACCGAUUCCGUAUGGCAUGGACGCGGGCACUCGGUGA
This is a messenger RNA of Serendipita indica DSM 11827, 2238 nucleotides long. The record is from the annotation of a GenBank genome assembly. Lineage: Eukaryota; Fungi; Basidiomycota; Agaricomycetes; Sebacinales; Serendipitaceae.